AUGGAUCCCAGUCAGACCGUGGGAACCAAAUGCUAUGUUGACAUGGGAACUGUUAUUAAAUACAACGAGGUUCAAGACAGCAUCAGAAAGUUCAAAGAGCAGCGACAACAGCAACAAACAGAGCCUCAGGGGCAACAAGAGCAGCAACAGCAGCAACAAGAGCAGCAACAGCAGCUACAGCAGCAAAAUCAGCAAGAGCAAGAAACGCGCAAGCAGCCAUGGCGCUGGCUGAUCUUCGGCUUGUGCCUCAUCAUGAUCAUCGCUCUGGGCUUUUGGUGUUGGAACACAUUCUUUCGAGGCCCCACCGACAGCGAAGUGAACGAUCUCUACCACUUCCUCCGGCUCGCCCACCAUCUCAAGCAGCGCAUAAAGCCAGUCAAGUCCCUCCGAUACGACGCUGUCGACCUUCGCGCUAGAAAGCAAUGCAUCAAAUCGCUGGCUCCAUUCACACAUGUUGGACCUCAAAACAUCUUCUCCGCCCGACGCAACAAGAUCUAUUCAUUCAAACACUUUCCUGCCCACAUUCGCAACGCUCAUAGGCAUUGCUCCCCGUACUUUCAAGGGCUUGAAGGCGACAUCUUCCGGCGUACGCUACGCUCCGUCCAAACUGCCCGGUACACCCAGGGCGGGCUGACCCACCUGAAAGACAUUUCAGCGAAACAAGCCCUGAACUACGUCUGGUCAAAAUGGGAUCACCAGUCACAGACCAUAUACAACACCUUAGCUCCGCUCUUUCUCUACCUGUGGUCCAUCUUGGGUCGUCUGUGGUCUUUCACACGGUCCAGCUUGAUCGCAACGCUGAUAAUGGCUAGAAUAACAAAGCCUGAUCCUGCCAAGCCGGACGAGGACCCUGAUGCAAUCGCGAUAGCAUGGCUAGCCGAUUGGCUGGCCACACAGCGAGAGGUGAUUUGGUGGAUGAUUACCGGGCGAUUCUUGUGGGACUGGUAG
Messenger RNA from Bacidia gigantensis, 948 nucleotides. RefSeq lists its product as uncharacterized. NCBI's taxonomy places the organism in Eukaryota, Fungi, Ascomycota, Lecanoromycetes, Lecanorales, Ramalinaceae. The transcript has a single exon. Bases 1 to 948 code for a protein of 315 amino acids. The record is from RefSeq and is a predicted model, not a curated record.